Molecule: messenger RNA, 6827 nt
Organism: Magallana angulata
Lineage: Eukaryota; Metazoa; Mollusca; Bivalvia; Ostreida; Ostreidae
Exons: 20
Coding region: 321-6128 (1935 amino acids)
Biological process (GO): positive regulation of DNA-templated transcription
Cellular component (GO): chromatin; nucleoplasm
Molecular function (GO): zinc ion binding; ubiquitin-protein transferase activity
Source: RefSeq, a predicted model, not a curated record
GUUUGGAAAUAUUUUAAAACCAACUCGUUAUGGCGGCAGUUAAAGAUUGGGGUUUUCUUGUGGUUUAUUAUUGCUGGAUCACCUAAAAACGGACGCUAUGAGAGAGAUAAUUAAAAAGAGCCUGUUUUCUACUUGAGGGCAUCUAUGUUCAAACUGUCGUAAACAUGUGAUGGAAGUUGGUUUGAGAAAAACACAAAACUCAUCCAGUAAAAUUAAAAAAAAAAAACAAGAAAACAACUUUAAAACACAUGUGAAACCAUAAAGAACGACUUAGCCUAAUUGAAUUGUCAUGAACGGUGAGUUUUAACUCCAAAGGUGAUAUGUCAUCUUCUUCGUUAAAAGAAAAACAUAACUUCCAGUGUGCUUCAGAGGCCAGUUUGGAUUUAAUCAAGUUGCCUCUCAAAGACAUUCUGCUAAGUCAAAUUAGACCUGAGGAUCUAUUCUUAAAGAUUCAAAAUAGUUCUUUGUUGCAUGGGAGAAAUCCGCUUCGUACGGACCAACGAAAGCUAUGUUACUUUCCACCACCUGUUCUACCGGACUACAUCAAGUUUGAUGCUACCUUAUUGUACACUCUCAUCAGAAAUUUAUGUCCUGGACUGAUGCCAACAAGAGGAUGGGGAAAUGAACCAGGCCAAUACGAUAUACAGGUCGGAGAUGACAUUGAGCGUCUCAGAUUGUUCAGAAACAAUAACUUUGCACACUUAAGUUCUGCAAUCAUUCCUGACGAUACGUUUAAAGAUGUUUGGAAAACUUUAAAAUCUGUUUUAAUUAGACUUAAGUCACACUCAGGAUGUAGUGUAGAUUAUGUUAAAAAAUUCGGAGAGAUAGAAUAUUCACAGUUUAGAUAUGAACUCUGGGAACAAUAUAAAGACAUCUGGAAAGCCUAUCUGGAGAUAAAAAAACAGACAGAUGAAAGAGCUAUUCGGAUAAAAGGUAAUGAAGAAGUUAUUUGUGGGAAUUCAGCAAUUUUUGACGCAGAAGUGGAACAAGCUGAACACUUUUGUUUGCCAAUUAUAUGGCAGAGACGCAGAGGAAAGUGGGUUGAAAUAAUUGACCCAACUCUAGAGAAAUAUAGUGGUAGUACCAACACAAGGCUUGUAAUGUCAUCUGUAUGUAAAAUGGAUGCAAUGGAAUACCAGGCUUUUUUGCCAGAUGGAUACAACCAAAUGUUGUACAGUAACACUAUCAAUCUACAUGUACUUGGAGAAAAACCCUUUUUGAAUGAUUUGGAAGUAACAACAGAAGACGAAGAAAUAAAAAUUCAUUACAGCUUUGGAGUUUCAGAAAAUUCACCUCAUGUCCAGGACAUAAAAUGGAGUAAAAAUGGCCACCGAAUGGAUAUAGGAUACGAUAAAUUCAUUAGAGGGAGUCUCCAUGACAGUUGUCUCAUAAUUAAAUCACCUUCUGAAGACGACAAAGGAAAAUAUUCCUGCACAGUAACGAAUGCUGUUGGAUCUAAAGAAAAAGAUAUAGUACUCGACGUUCCUUGCAUCGCAAUUUCAACCAAACCAAAAGUUCAUUUUGCAUCAGAUACUACAAUAACGUCCAUUGUUACAUCAAAUCCACAACCUGAAAAAGCUCAGUGGCAGAACAGCAAAAAUGGAAAUGACUUCUAUGAGAUGGACGUUACAAAAUCGAAAUAUUUUGGGAGCAAUGUCAGUCCAGAGUGUCCACGUCUUGUGAUCCCAAAGACAACCUUUGAUGACAUGCUCUAUUAUCGUCUACAGAUCUCAAAUAAACUUGGAGUGAAUGUCAGCAACAUCGUAUAUCUGAAGGUCACAGGAAGUCUCCCCAAUAUUACUGUUGGUCAUGAAACUGAUAUCAAUAAUAGGUCAAUUAAAUUACGGGGAGUCGUGUUUUUGUCGGACGAUUCGCCUGACAUUAAAAAUAUUUUCUGGUCCAAAAAUGGAGAGAAGUUAGAUAUUCAAGGAAGUGGUGGUAGACUAUCAGGCGUUACCAUUGAUGAUCCAUCUUUGACCAUCAGAAACGUCAGCCAGGAUGAUGCUGGCAAGUAUCAACUAACAGCGAUCAAUGCGGUUGGACCAAAUGAUAGUGCCGUCAUCUCUAUUGAUGUUCCAAAUGUAUACAUACGUUCGGAGAAAAAUUUAACAGGAGGAAUUGAAUGUUUGUGUUUCACGGUGGAGAUUACAUCAAAUCCAGGCCCCUGCCAUGCUCAAUGGAAUUUUAAGUCCAAAGGGGAAGAAACGUUCACACCAUUAGAUGUCAAUGCUGAAAAAUAUCAAGGGUCAACAAACUCUCUCCCUCAUCCAAAGUUAGUUAUAAAGGAAAAGGAUCAACUUAAAAAGAAUACAUAUCAAAUAAAAGUAACAAAUUUUGUAGGAAGUACAGUUGGAGAAAUCUCAGAUGAUGAAAAUCGACCUCUGCAAAAGCAAGAAGGUUUUAUGGAAAACACACUUUACGAAGACAAAGGUGCAGGACUUAAGUUUGCCCUUCUAAAUAACGACCUAGCAAACCAAUUUCCUGUCGAAAAACUAAAAUUGCUUAAACUCAUAAUACAAUCCUCUGGUAAAGUUGCGGACGUGACUUCCUUAAAAUCAGCUGAUUCUGCAACGGAAUGCUUAACUAUUCUUCAAGAUGAAAACCUAUUUUCUAAAAGAGAUGUUAUAUUUGUACAAUUUCUUUGCAAAGUGACCGGUUGUAAAGAAUUGUAUGAGAAAUGUAAAGAUUAUGCAUUAUCGCAGAAAGCAUUGUGUUGUUUCGAAAGGCAAAUAGAAAAUGGGUAUACAAAAGUGCAGUUCCACGUUCAAGGAGACCUCAAUAACUACACCAGAGAAAACAUUAUAAGCAUCGUUAAGACAGUUGCUGGUAUCCUGAAUUGUAGGACAGACGAGAUUCUAGUAAAUGGCGUUUAUCAUUCAAGAAGUUUUAUGCUAGUGCUGUCAGUGAAGGAUAUUUACAUUAAGAAAUGGAUGAACUUAAGUGAACGAGACUGUCACCAUCUUACAAGUCUUCACAUCGACUAUUUUAUUCUUAACCAAAAGAUCUUUCAACUUGAGUCGUCAAAAGAUUUGGUGGAAAGCAAAAUAGCAGUCUUAGACAAAGAACUACAGUUUGCAAAACUAUGUGGUGAUUUGGCAAAAGAUUUUCCACGGCAGAAAUUCCAACAGCUAAGGAGUAUAUUAAGCGAUUCUAGAAGAAAAAUGGAAUCCCUAAUGCCGGCAAAUUCCGUGUUGGAAUGUUUUGCUUAUCUUCUAGAAAAAAAUCUUUUUUCGAAAGAAGACGUUAGUUUCAUACAAUUUCUUUGUAAGGAAACGAACUGUGAAGAACUGCAUAAAAAAUGUGUGGAAUAUGCACAAGGACAAGAACUACAUUUUUUUGAAGAAGGAAUAUUUGAGGGUAAAAUAUAUCACAGCAUCGACAAAACCUACACCACAUAUAGAGUACAUCAGUGCUCUAAGUGUCCGGGAGACAAAAAUUACUAUUGUGAAUCGUGCCCAUGUGCUUUGUGCCCGCGGUGUAAAGAGAAACAUGUAAUAGAUUUCAGAACAAUAGAUCAUACUGUUGUGACAUUCCAUGAGAAAUUGAACUACAUCCCCUCACAAGAGGUCUGUGUUCGACAUCCUGGCAAACUAUAUAGAACGUAUUGUGAACCUUGUAAUCUCCCUGUCUGCUUCCAUUGCAGAAAGCAUAGAAAUCACAAACAACUAAAAAUAAAAACAGCAUUUGAAAAAAUGCUACGACAGCACAGUGGUAUCAUUUACACCAUCAGAAGUGAGGCUCUCUUUUACAGACCUGUUCUCCUGUCAGAAAUCAGAUCUGAUUUUAAAACCUGUCGCACAGAACUCUCCCUCCAUCUAUCAGAUAUGUUAACAAAGGCCCAGAGACUGAAGGAUCUCAUUGACUAUAUGGUAUAUGAUUUAUUGAACAAUGUGUUUUGUUACUUUGAUUUCAAACACAGAUGUAAAAAACAAAAGAUAAAAAUGACCAGACAUAUUGUCAGACUAAGGAGAUAUGAACACAGAUAUGUACAGCCAGCAUUCACAUUCAGUGCACUACAAUUCCUCUCAUUCACAAAGACAGCCCUCCCCCAGAUACAUCUUACACUCCACACCAGCCAGCUCUCCAUGACUGAGUCACUCAACAAGGAGGAUGUGAUGGAGUCACUGAGUGCAAUCCAAAUCACAGAGAGAGGAAACCGACGCGUAGGAAACCAGAGUCUACUGAAAAUGAUGUCUGAUCCUGAGCUUCAUCAGUGUCUCACACUGACAGGUGUUGAUAGUUGUAAACACAUUUCCUGUGUUACAUCAAGCCGGGCCUGGGUCAGUGAUGAUGAAAACGAACUUAUCCUGACAAACAACACAGGUGCCACUCUGCAACAUAUGUAUGAUUUAUAUACUGGUGGAUAUGGAUUACACACAGUGAACAGUGAGGGUGACCUAUUUUAUAUAAGUAAGAACUUUUCUAUCAACAAACUGUCAAUAGAUAUGAAAAAAACUACUAAAUUCAUAAAGUUUGCAUUGAAACCAGGUUGUGUGUAUUGGUCCCCUUCUUCUGGGGAUAUACUGAUUGGGAUGUAUAGAGAGAAAUUAAAAACAGGAAAGGUUACCCGAUACAAACAAAGCGGACAACUGACACAAACCAUACAAUAUGCACGGGAAGGAUUCAAACUGUAUAGACAGCCUCGCUAUAUUACCGAGAACAAAAAUUGGGAUGUCGUGGUGUCUGACUAUGACGGUAAGUCUGGUGCUGUAGUAGUGACAGAGCGUGAGGGAGAACCUCGUUUCUUCUACACAGGACAUCCAUCAGGAUCAGGACUACGGCCACGUGGAAUCUGUACUGACGCGCUGUCACACAUCCUUGUGUGUGAUGAUAAAACCCACACAGUACAGAUAAUAGAUAGGGACGGAAAGUUCCUGUCUCACCUACUGAUAAGACCAUCAGGAAUAUUCUAUCCACACAGUUUGAGUUAUGAUGUCAAUACCCACCGUGUCUGGGUUGGAUCACAGGACAACAACAAGGUGGUUAUUUACAACUAUAUACAGAGGGCGACAGUGACUACUGAUGUGACGGAGUCACUGAGUGAACUCAUAACCACAGAGACAGAACUCUCAGAUCUCAUUCCAGUGACUACUGAUGUGACGGAGUCACUGAGUAAACUCACAACGACGGAGACAGAAAUCUCAGCCACCGUUGAUGAGAUGGAGUCAUUCAGUGAACUUGCAACCAUAGAAUCAAAAUGCACACAGGAAGGAAACGACAGUCAGCUGAAACUGAUGGAUUCUCCAACGCUCGUUCAUUUUUUCACAGUGAAUGAUGUCCGUUAUUGUUAUCAUAUUUCCUUUGUAACAGCAGACCAAGUCUGGGUCAGCGACAGAAAGACUCUCAUCAUGACAAACGGAGCAGGUGACACUCUGCAUCGUGUGGAAGAUAUAUGUAGUGACUUACGUGGUGUAUUACACACAGUAAACAACCGUGGUGAGCUAUUAUAUAUUGAUAGCAAUUAUAACAUCAAAAAGUUGUCAUCAGAUAUGGAAACAGCCACCACAUUUAUAAAGAGACCAACAUCAGCAUGGGAACCACGGUGUGUGUACUGGUCCCCGUCCACUAGGGAUUUACUGGUUGGGAUGUGUAAAUAUAGGACAGGUAUGAUAACCCGGUACAACCAGAGCGGACAACAGACACAAACAAUUAAACACGACAACACAGGACUAGAAUUGUAUAGAGAACCUAACUAUAUAAUAGAGCUAAACAAUGGGGAUGUAGUGGUGUCUGACGCAUUCAGUGCUGUAGUGGUGACAGGGCGUGGAGGAAGACAUCGUUUCUCCUACACAGGGCACCCAUCAGGAUCAGGACUAGAGCCACGUGGAAUAUCUACUGACACGCUUUCACACAUAAUUGUGUGUGAUGAUAAAACCAAACUAAUUCAUAUUAUAAACAAAGACGGUCAGUUCCUGUCACAUCUAGAGAUAAAUUCAUCAGAUAUAUGUUCACCAUAUAGUCUGUGUUAUGAUGCCAACACUCAUUUUCUAUGGGUCGGAUCAGGGUAUAACAACGAACUGUGUGUCUACAGGUACAUAGAACGUAUGGACACUCAGAUUGAUCAGAGCAUACGUUGUCUUGAUGAAUUUGCCUUUGCCUCAUGCAGCUCAAGACCAGCUUGGAGGUAGCUUGGAUAUUGACAGAUUAGGCAGUCUUAGGGGUGAUAAUAUGUCUUGGUGCCAAUAAUUCCUCCAUGAAACCAAUCAUAUUUAAUGUGACAUCAAUGAACUCUGAUGUAUUUAAGAUCUAUAAUGUGGUCAGUCACUGUGUAAAUGAACAGUGAUUAAACAGUUUGCCAAUAGAGACUAUUAUAAUGAUCGGUUAUUGUGUACAUGAACUGUACAGAAACAAAUAAAUUUGUAAAUUAAUUCGACGGUGUUAGUUUCUGUGUACGUGACAUUUACGGUGAUCACUUAUUGUGUACAUAUAUUCUACUGUGAUCUGGUAGUAUGUAAAUGAACUAUACAGCGAGCAGGUAUUGUUGAUUGAGCACUAAAGAGACCAUUAACUGUUUAUUCUGAUGCUAUUAGUUAAGUCAAUUAUCUUUAGAAAAUGUAUUUUAAAUAUCCCGUUUAAACAAGUAUAACAUGCUUAUUCAGUUAUAUAAAGAAGAACUUGACUUGGAAUAAAAAAAUUACUCUUAAAAGCUGUCAUUUAUUUAAUAAAUAUACCUUAGUUUAUACCUAUAUUUAUUCUUUAUAUUUACGUGUAAACCUAAAAAUUAGCAAUUUGUUCUGGUAAUUACUUUAAUAACAGUAAGACAUAAACCAGCGUUGUAUUCAGAGCACUAAGUACAUUUUAUAUGUUAACCAAACCGGAAUACAGGA